ACACCUGUUCUCAAUCAAGUCAUAGUGAAAUGACACAAAUUAUGUCAAACGCUUCUCAACAAUUUAUUUGGACUGCCUUAGCUACAAAAUAAUUAUAGUUUACUUUAAUUUGUGUCCAAAUAUACUCUUGGAAAAUGAGGAACAGGUUUGUUUAAAAUGCCUCUCGGCAAGGAGAAAAGGCUGGGACAACGGUAGUUAAUAACUGAACACGGUGGUAUCAGAGUACUUUAUAAACUUUAGUGACCGCUGUUUCUCCCUGGUCAGCCCUCUGUCAUUGAGAAAACAUAUAUCGCCGACGCCCAAAGUGACUCACAGUCUUGCUUCCACCUGGCUCACCUAACACCGUAGGUUUCUUCCCCUCCCCCGCCUCCCUCUCCUCCCCAGGGGGGUUGAUGCGUAUGCCAGGUCUGACCUACAACAGCAACGGAGUUAAAGACCUCAUCAAUGCAAUGCAGGGAUACCAGUACGCCCCAGAGGAUGCUCUCAUGCACGCCCACGGGCCUCUGCUCGCUCACGACCCGACCGGGACAUUGCUUACGCAGCCCAAAGAAUGGAGUCCUGCGGAGUCUAUGUCUCUCCUGAGCAGCAGUCUGAUUGGUCAGUCCAGCGGAGGUGAUGCUGCUCUCAUGUCCCUCCCCGCUCUUAUGACCAAGCCGUCGGGGCCGUACCUGGACCUGACCCUGCUGUAGGGUCACAAAUUUACAAAGGUCAUGUGACAAUUUGAUAAAUGUCAAAGAUUUGUAAUGUAUUGUUUAGGUUUUUAAAUAGUCUUUUAGAUGUGUUAUUUAUAUCUUUAAGAACAGAAAUUAAUGUAUUUUAUACUAAAAUCAUUGUGGCCUUAGCCAAAAUAGCAGUUGUUUGUCUUAUAUUGCACAUUGCGUAUUUUAAAAGCUUUAUAGAGAUUUUUUUUGAACAUGUUAUAUUAUAAUCGCUAUGAUAUAUUUGCUAGCCAAACUAGAGAAGAAUGACUGUGGAAGUGUGUGUGUGUUUUAGUGUGAAAGAGAUGAAAAUGAGUAUUAUGCAUGGCUGUGUUGAUACGUCUUAAUACUCCACCUGUUUAUGCAAUACAUUUUAUAUGUUUAUACAUGUUUGAUACAGUACACUGUUAUUGUAUUGGAAGCUUUAGUGCAUGAAGAAGUUAGUAGUACAACUUUAAGAUGUUUACAUAAUGCCAAAUAUCAAUGCACUGCUAAUCAAUAAGACUACUAAUGAAUAUAAUAGCAGUAUCUUUGAAUGAUAACAUUUAUGUUACACUGUGAGCUUGUCAGAUAGUCUAAUCCUUGGACCAGGCUUCACUUACAAAAAUGUGACAUCUCGCACUCAUUAGCCCCCUCCUUUCCUUCUUAUGUACCCUGUAUGGGUCUGUUUCCAUGUUGUGUAAUACCAAUGUUGUCUUGCCCUUUGUUUUGGACUCACAUUUGACCAGAGCACAGUCCCAGUUCUCUGUAACCUAACCACAGGGUUACAUUCUUCAAGAGGACUCGUGUCACAAGCUUUCAUCUUACUGAGUGAAUCUCUGAAGAUGCCUCAGUCCAUCACACUUCCCUUGUCUUCUUUCCACCAUCUACGCUGAUGUCUGGGGAUGUAAUGGAGCAAACUGGUUUCCCUGCAGAAAACCCUUCCCACUUUCUCUUGGUAACGAAAUCAUUUGGAGAGUAGAUGGAAAGUUGAAAAAGAAAGGAAAUGAAGGACACCCUCUGACAUGUAUCUUGUGAAUUAAAUUGCCAUUUGUGCCCUGCAAAAUUGCUGUUCGGGCUCCAUGUUGCUGUACACACUUCCUACAGUGGGAAUUUAAAGUCGUGCUCGUCCUGAGCAAUGCUGAAACAACAAUAAACACCACAUGUGAAGUCUG
Messenger RNA from Anarrhichthys ocellatus (wolf-eel), 1852 nucleotides. RefSeq lists its product as uncharacterized. The coding region runs from base 393 to 689 and encodes 98 amino acids. The record is from RefSeq and is a predicted model, not a curated record. NCBI's taxonomy places the organism in Eukaryota, Metazoa, Chordata, Actinopteri, Perciformes, Anarhichadidae. The transcript is spliced from 4 exons.